Elgaria multicarinata webbii is the source of this 3026-nucleotide messenger RNA. RefSeq names its product serine and arginine rich splicing factor 10 (gene SRSF10). Gene Ontology annotation, biological process: positive regulation of mRNA splicing, via spliceosome; mRNA splicing, via spliceosome. The record is from RefSeq and is a predicted model, not a curated record. NCBI's taxonomy places the organism in Eukaryota, Metazoa, Chordata, Lepidosauria, Squamata, Anguidae. Gene Ontology annotation, molecular function: RNA binding. The transcript has 5 exons. Gene Ontology annotation, cellular component: cytoplasm; spliceosomal complex; nuclear speck. Bases 861 to 1358 code for a protein of 165 amino acids.
UUCUUCUGUGUUGUAUGUAAUGUCGUUGUGGUGUGUUCCAUUUCUCCCACAAAUUAAUAUUUUAACAAAUUUCCAUAUCUUAAAUUUUAAACCAUUAUCUAAUAAAGUCUGCUUGGUUGUUGAAAGCUUCAUUUUCAGACUUGUGCUUUUAAUACUGAAAUGGCAUUUGUUGCCUCCAAAUUGUCUCUUUUCAGUUAUAUAUAAUGGGCAUUUAUGAUAAACUUGUUCUUGUGCUUAGCAAAAUGUGGCUGAUAUUUUAUUGUUUAACUUCGUAGAAACUGGAUUAAUUUGAUCAAAAGUAGAUUUGUAUAAAAUGAGGUGAAAAGUCUUGCUCUGAUUAUUGUCCCCUAAUUUACUGUCCUCUGUUGUUGCCUCAGAGUGUAAAGCUGUACAGUAAUGGCGACCCCAAAGAGAAAGCAUGAAAGAACCUUAUAGAGUAGAGUUCAAGAAUUAAGGCAAGUAGACAAGCCAAAGACCUCUUAAGGAUCAGGCUUGAAGAGAAGGGAAAGUUUGGGAAAAGAAAAGAUAAAGAAAAGCUGGAAGAAGGACAAGCCAUAAUGGGAGACAAAGCUUCGCUUUAUCUACAAAUGGGGGGAAAAGGUUGUUUUUCAAAGUAUAAAGAUAAAGCCAUCUGUCAUUUUUGACCAAGCAUCUCAUGACAAGUCCUUCUGACAAGCACUUAAAGAGUUAAAGGUCAAGAUGAAGUUGACUGGUGGCCAAGAUAAAAGGAGCCAUACCCGAUUACAUUUGAAGAUGUCCGUGAUGCUGAAGAUGCCCUUCUUAAUUUGGACCGGAAGUGGAUUUGUGGCCGCCAAAUAGAAAUCCAGUUUGCCCAAGGAGAUCGGAAAACACCAAACCAAAUGAAAGCAAAGGAAGGAAGAAAUGUUUACAGCUCUUCUCGUUAUGAUGACUAUGAUAGAUACAGGCGUUCUAGAAGCCGCAGUUAUGAAAGAAGGCGGUCAAGAAGCCGUUCUUUUGACUACAGCUAUCGCAGAUCUUAUAGUCCUAGAAACAGUAGACCUGCUGGAAGACGUCGCCGUAGCAGAAGUCGUUCAGAUAAUGAUAGGUUCAAACACCGUAACAGAUCUUUUUCAAGGUCAAAGUCCAAUUCAAGAUCACGAUCUAAGUCACCACCCAAAAAAGAAAUGAAGGCUAAAUCACGUUCUAGGUCUGCAUCUCGCACUAAAUCUAGAGGCACCUCUAAAACGGAUUCUAAGACACAAUAUAAGUCCAGCUCAAGAUAUGAAAAAGAAUCGAGGAAAAAAGAACCAGCUAGAUCCAAAUCUCAGUCGAGAUCGCAUUCUAGAUCUAGAUCAAAAUCCAGGUCAUGGGCUAGUCCCAAGUCCAGUGGCCAUUAACAGUGUACUUUGUUUUUUAGGCAUGUAUCAUCCAGUUACACGGUUGAGUUAUGGUGUUGCAACAUUGCUUUAAAAUAACUUCAUCAAUUAUCCCUGUAGCAGGAAAUUAUUACUAUUAAAAUACAAUAUUGAGAAUCUUAUUCAAAAGAGUCCACUUUGUUAAAUGUCAUGGGCAGCUACUGAAGUUCUUGUGGUGUUUCUAUGUAUAUUUUUGUAAAAGACUUGCAUUUUUAUGCUUCAAAUAUCGAUGGUACCUUGAUUAUCACCAUAGUUUAUAGACUUAUUCUAAUAAUCUCAUCCAUAAAGAAUAACUUCCCUGUAUAUUUAAAUUGUCCAGUAAUCCCUGCUUUAUAGCUGGAAAAUUGGGCAACUAUUAUGCAACAGUGACUGCUGUGAAAUAUAAACUAGUAAUUUCAAGUUUCAAAUGAGUUUUGCAUUUGUCAUGCCCAUUUGUGCCAAGAUGACUGGCUCCUGGGGUACUGUGAAAAAUGGUAUCGAGGUACUCAUUGAUAACUUCUGAAGUGAUGGUUCUGAUAGUAUAACAAAGAGCAGAAAUCAGCCGUGAGAGCUUUAUUGUGGAUUUUGUCAAGAUUCCUGGUGCUUUUCCUGACAGAUAAUUUAACCCCUAAAGGCAAAAAUACUCAGUUAAAUAAUUAGGUAAAUAUGUAUACAUUUGUAUGCGGUGUGGUGUAUCUUAAGUUUUAGUGAGCAGUUGAUCACAAAUUGCUUAGGGUUUCUUGCUGCAUUAAGUGAAAUAAAACAUCUCAGAUUACUUUGUACAACAUUUAACAACAUUUUUUAUGCCAUUGACAUAAGAUAGCUUGUGUAUCCCAUUGCCAUGUCUCUCUAAACAUAACUGACUACGUUUACACAUCAGAACCUAUGUAGUAGGUCAAGCAAGUCUGUUUGUUCAAGAGAUGGAUUAUAAAUAGGGCUCCAGUUGCAAUAUAGCACAUCUCAACUUGUGUGAUCACAAUUUAUGUGAAGAAGAGCUGCAUCCUUUGCUUUUGAUUUGUUGUAACACAGUAUCGAAACUGAAUAUGAACAGUUGCCAUGGCAUAAAGUCUCAAAGUAUUCUCUGGUGAGAGCACUGUGUUGUAAUAAGAACGUAGCUUUUCUAUUGAAAUGUGAAAGCCAAUAUAAAACACUUAAAAGGCCCUUUACUUCUGUUUAGUUGGAUAAUUGAAUAUUGAACUGUCUGUUUCUAUAGAAAACUACUUUCAGAUUUAAGUUUUAGUUAUUCCAACAGGCCACUCAGGAAUAAAGGUGGCUUUUAAAAUUCUGGAUGUGGAAUGUUUUGAGAGGUGAUUCUUGAACCUUUGUAUAUUUGAUAGUAUUUCUAACUUUUCAUUUAAUGUUAAAAGUUAAUGUUCUGCUAUGCAAUCAUUUACAACUUGCGUUCCUUUAUUUUUUGUAGACUUCUCCCUGAUGUAUAGUUUAAAACAAAAUGUAAAAUUGUAGUGUUACUGUGCAGCUCUGGUCAGAGAAAGUUGUGGAAAUAAACUUUGUAUUUCCUUUCUUAUAGAGGCUUCUAAAAAGGUAUUUUUAUAUGUUCUUUUUAAAAUAGUGUACUACUUUAAAACAUCAAUGUUUUGAUCAAGGAAGAGCCAGCUUAUUCUCUGCUUGCUGUAAACUAGCAAAUGUGCUAUAAUAAAAAAGAAAUAGAAA